Naegleria lovaniensis is the source of this 1269-nucleotide messenger RNA. RefSeq lists its product as uncharacterized. Lineage: Eukaryota; Heterolobosea; Eutetramitea; Acrasida; Naegleriidae. The record is from RefSeq and is a predicted model, not a curated record. The coding region runs from base 1 to 1269 and encodes 422 amino acids. The transcript has a single exon.
AUGUUCAAUCGUUCUUUAACCACCUCAUCCUCAUGUUCACGGUCGAUCGAAAAUGAAGACCAUGAAGACUCUUGUGAGAAUUCACACUUGGAAUCUUCCUUGCAAUGCAAUAAUAACUCGAAUGACCCUCUACUCUCUCAAUCAUUUAAAGGUUAUAUUAAAAUUGAUUCCUCCAAUAAGAAUUGGGACUUGGAUGCCAAACAAAUCAAACUCUUCAAAAAAACCAAAUGGAUCAUUACAGAGAAAGUUCAUGGAGCUAAUUUUUGUUUUCGUUUAUCAAGAAGGAAUGAUUUGUCAUCAACAACCUCCAUCAUUCUUAUUGAAUGCGCGAAAAGAAAGUCUCUUCUCAAAGAUUCCGAUCAAUUCUUUUACUUUCAAAAAGUGAAAGAGAAAUUACAAUCACAUUUAGAAACUAUCUUUCAAUUGGUAGAAUCUAAAUUUAAUGAUAUACAUUAUGUCUAUGUAUUUGGAGAAUUAUUUGGUGGAUAUUAUCCAGACAUGCCUCAAUUACCUGGAAUUGAACAACCGAUUCAAACAGGAAUAUGGUACACCAAUGAUAUUGAAUUUUAUGCCUUUGAUAUUGCAUUUGAAAAGAAAUUGGAUCAAAUUCAAACCUUUAUCGAUUAUGAAACUUGUCUUUCUAUUUUUUGUCAGGUCGGGUCAAAACAUCAAGUAGGCUCCAACACCACAAAAUUAUUUUUACAUGCUGAACCGUUAUUUAUUGGAUCGUAUGAAGAAUGUAUGGAAUUUCAAAUUAAAUUUGAGAGUAAAAUUCCAAAGAAAUUGGGAAUGCCAUCGAUCAAGGACUAUUCCAAUUAUGCUGAAGGGGUGGUUAUUAAACCGUUAAAGGAGCUUACCAUUUCUAAAAAAGGUAAAUUAGAAAGAGCCAUCAUUAAGAGAAAAAUACAAGAGUUUUCAGAAAAGAAAUAUGAACAAGCUCAAAAGUGGACAUCUAACCAGACAGAGUUGUCGUCUGACCAUAACUCUUCAAUAGAUAAUUUUGAAUUCAUCAAAUAUGAAACCAUGUCCUGUGUGACCAUGAAUCGAUUGAACAAUGCCAUUUCUAAAAUUGGAUUAAUUCAUAAGAAUGACAAGACUCAAAUGAAUCAAUUAUUGAACGCAUUUGUACAGGAUGUUUUUGAUGAAGUUAAAGAAAGCAAUAUGGAAAUGUAUGAGCAAAUCGAUGCAUCUCAAUUGAAAGAGUUGAACGAUUUAGUAACAUUGGAAUGUAAAAAAACAAUUUAUGAAUACUUUAAACAGAUGAAGUAA